Messenger RNA from Arachis duranensis, 1908 nucleotides. RefSeq lists its product as uncharacterized. The record is from RefSeq and is a predicted model, not a curated record. NCBI's taxonomy places the organism in Eukaryota, Viridiplantae, Streptophyta, Magnoliopsida, Fabales, Fabaceae. The transcript has a single exon. Bases 1 to 1908 code for a protein of 635 amino acids.
AUGAACCUCGAGGGAGUGGGGGAAGAAGUAAGGUGUCGCACUUUCCCUGUCACUCUGGCAGGCCCUGCGAUACGGUGGUUCAAUAGCCUCCCGCAAGGCUCCGUGGCCGGUUUCUCGGACAUAAGCCGUGCCUUCUUAGCACAAUUCACCACCAGAACCGCGAAGACCAAACACCCGAUCAAUCUGCUCGGUAUCACUCAGAAAGCCGACGAGAUGACCAGAAAAUACCUAGAUCGUUUCAAUGAUGAAUGCUUGGAAAUCGAGGGGUUAACAUAUUCGGUAGCGAGUCUAUGCCUAACGAACGGACUUCUUAACGAGGACUUCAAAAAGCAUCUCACCACUAAGCCAGUCUGGACGAUGCAAGAGAUCCAAACGGUAGCUCGUGAAUACAUUAACGAUGAGGAAGUCAGCCGAGUUAUGGCUGCCAACAAGCGGCAGCCCUCCUACACUCAGCCUAGGCAACAUGGCAACAGAAAAAGACAGAAGGAGCACGCCAGAGACGGCGGCCCAAGCAGGAUGCCUAGACCGUUUCCUCGCGUGGGGAAGUUCACCAACUACACUCCCCUCACUCUCCCCAUCAUAGAAGUCUACCAACAGAUAGCUGAGAAGGGAAUCUUGUCGAAGCCCCGUCCACUGAAGGACCGGACUGGCGGUAACAAGAGCCUUUACUGCGAUUACCAUAAAGGCUAUGGACACAAAACGCAUGACUAUUUCAACCUAAAAGAUGCGCUUGAACAAGCAAUUAGAGAUGGGAAACUAGCUGAAUUAUCCCACCUCAUCAGGGAACCAAGGAGACGAGGUCGCGACCAAGAUGGGAAAGACAAGUCCCGAACAGCGAAGCGGCGGCAAGAACCAAGGGACGAGGAACACGGUCUUACCAUAGUAAACGUAGUGACCGAGCGAAACACAGCCCCAAGAUCGAGAUCAACACACAAAAAAGACACCAAAGUCUUGGCCCCGUCCAUUUCUUUCGAACCAGAAGAUCAAUGGUUCGACGAGAUCCUGGAAAGUCCCCCCAUGGUCAUUACAGCCCGGGUGGGAACCGGCCUCGUCAAACGGAUUCUUAUAGAUACGAGGGCAGACUCGAACAUUAUGUUUCGCAACGUCUUCGAUGCGUUAGGGCUACGAGACGCGGACCUGACGACUCACCAACACGGUGUCGUGGGGCUAGGCGAUCACUUCAUCAAGGCAGAUGGGAUAAUCUCCCUACCGGUUUCCCUGGGAGGAGAACAGGGACGGAGAUUGGUUAUGGCCAAAUUCGUAGUUCUGCGAGACUCCACGACCUACAACAUCAUCUUAGGAAGGAAGACCAUCAAUGAGGUCGGCGCAGUGAUCAACAUAAAACUACUAGUGAUGAAGUUUGUCACGGACAACGGAUCUGUAGGGUCCAUAAAAGGAGUGUUGGAAACGGUGGUUGCUUGCGACAAUGCCAGUCUCUCCCUGAGGAGAAAGUCCAAAGAAGCAUCGGGAGUGUUCCUCGCCGACCUGGACGCUCGGGUCGACGACAACCCUAGGCCCGAACCAGAGGGAGACCUGGAGAAGUUCAGGGUUGGGGACACAGAGGAAAAGUUCACAUUCGUAAAUAGAAACCUCCCGCAUGAAUUAAAAAGAGCCUUUGGUAGAGAUGAUCAGGGCCAAUGGCGACCUGUUCGCCUGGACGCCAGCCGACAUGCCAGGCAUAGACCCUCAUCUUAUGUCACACCACUUGGCCGUCAAGCCCGAAGCCCGACCAGUGGCUCAGAGGAGAAGGAAAAUAUCACAAGAAAGAGCAGAGGAGGUGGUCAGGCAAACGGCCAGCCUCCUAGAAGCAGGUUUCAUCUGAGAGCUAGACUACUCGACCUGGUUGUCAAAUGUAGUCCUAGUAAAAAAGCACAAUGGGAGAUGGAAAAUGUGUGUAGAUUACUCUGA